GGUGAAGACGAGGAGGAGGAGGGUGAGGAGGAGGAGGGUGAGGAGGAGGAGGGUGAAGACGACGAGGAGGAGGGUGAAGACGACGAGGAGGAGGGUGAAGACGGGGAGGAGGAGGGUGAAGACGGGGAGGAGGAGGGUGAAGACGGGGAGGAGGAGGGUGAAGACGGGGAGGAGGAGGGUGAAGACGGGGAGCAGGAGGGUGAAGACGGGGAGCAGGAGGGUGAAGACGGGGAGCAGGAGGGUGAAGACGGGGAGGAGGAGGGUGAAGACGGGGAGGAGGAGAGUGAAGACGGGGAGCAGGAGGGUGAAGACGGGGAGCAGGAGGGUGAAGACGGGGAGGAGGAGGGUGAAGACGGGGAGGAGGAGGGUGAAGACGGGGAGGAGGAGGGUGAAGACGGGGAGGAGGAGGGUGAAGACGGGGAGGAGCAGGUGGAAGACGGGGAGCAGGAGGGUGAAGACGGGGAGGAGGAGGGUGAAGACGGGGAGGAGGAGGGUGAAGACGGGGAGGAGGAGGGUGAAGACGGGGAGGAGGAGGGUGAAGACGGGGAGGAGGAGGGUGAAGACGGGGAGGAGGAGGGUGAAGACGGGGAGGAGGAGGGUGAAGACGGGGAAGAGGAGGGUGAAGACGAGGAGGAGGAGGGUCAAGACGGGGAGGAGGAGGGUGAGGAGGAGGAGGGUGAAGACGACGAGGAGGAGGGUGAAGACGACGAGGAGGAGGGUGAAGACGACGAGGAGGAGGGUGAAGACGGGGAGGAGGAGGGUGAAGACGGGGAGGAGGAGGGUGAAGACGGGGAGGAGGAGGGUGAAGACGGGGAGGAGGAGGGUGAAGACGGGGAGGAGGAGGGUGAAGACGGGGAGGAGGAGGGUGAAGACGGGGAGGAGGAGGGUGAAGACGGGGAGGAGGAGGAGGGUGAAGACGGGGAGGAGGAGGGUGAAGACGGGGAGGAGGAGGAGGGUGAAGACGGGGAGGAGGAGGAG
Molecule: messenger RNA, 978 nt
Organism: Salvelinus fontinalis (brook trout)
Lineage: Eukaryota; Metazoa; Chordata; Actinopteri; Salmoniformes; Salmonidae
Exons: 1
Source: RefSeq, a predicted model, not a curated record